CCACCAUGCCUUGCGUACUCCCACCCCGAGCCCUCGGCCGGCCCCUCAUGCCCAGUAGGAACAGGGAACAAGUAUUAGGAUUGAGUCCCCCCUACCGGAACCUGAUUCCGCCCCGCACUAUUAGGCAAUAUCCCUGUGCCCCAGAAGGAUCCGCUGUGAGAAGUGUCCCGCUCCAGCAGCUGCGCAGGGAACAAAACUUCCAGGGGACGAGUGACGGCAACAAGGGAUCCAAGUGAGACGCGACACGGCCAAGGAGGCAGCCCGGAUUGAUCGCAAGUGACUUCUCCGCAUGUGCAAUAGGCUGAACACUUACCGACGCCUUCAAACUUUGCUUUGGGGGAUCUCCAGCUCCCACACCCAGGAAUAGCCCUCCCCUCCCGCGGAGUAAGGCGCGACCCUCCCAUCUCUGACCUUCAGUCGGGAAGUUCCAAGUCGGCUCCAGGAGGAGGGAGCGGCCGAGCCCUUAUGUGCUGGAGGAUGCGGGCCCCGGUGGUGGCCGUGAUGCUGCUACUGCUCGGGACAGUGCGGGCCGCAAUGGAUGAAUGUUAUGAGGAAGGGAGACCCCAGCGCUGCAUGCCCGAGUUUGUGAAUGCGGCGUUUAACGUGACAGUUGUAGCCACCAACACGUGCGGCUCUCCCCCGGAGGAGUACUGCGUGCAGACCGGAGUCACCGGCGUAACCAAGUCGUGCCACACCUGCGACGCCAACAACUUUCACCUGCAACACGGCGCCGACUACCUGACUGACUAUAACAACCAGGCGGAAAUCACGUGGUGGCAGAGCCAGACUAUGCUGGCCGGGAUCCAGUACCCCAACUCCAUCAACCUGACCCUGCACCUCGGAAAGGCCUUUGACAUCACUUAUGUGCGGUUGAAGUUCCACACAAGUCGCCCUGAAAGCUUUACCCUCUACAAGCGAACGCGAGAGGAUGGGCCGUGGAUUCCAUACCAGUAUUACAGUGGCUCAUGCGAGAAAACCUACCAAAAGUUCAAUAGAGGCUUCAUCCGCACUGGAGAGGAUGAACAGCAAGCAUUGUGUACUGAUGAAUUCAGUGAUAUCUCACCAUUAACAGGGGGCAACGUGGCCUUUUCUACCCUCGAGGGACGACCCAGUGCUUACAAUUUUGACAACAGCCCUGUAUUACAGGAGUGGGUGACUGCUACAGAUAUUCGUGUGACCCUGAACAGAUUGAACACGUUUGGAGAUGAAGUUUUUAGUGACCCUAAAGUGCUCAAAUCUUACUAUUAUGCCAUUUCUGACUUUGCUGUCGGGGGCAGGUGUAAAUGUAAUGGCCAUGCCAGCGAGUGCGUGCGUAAUGAGUUUGAGAAGCUUGUGUGCAACUGUAAACACAACACUUUUGGCAGUGACUGUGAGAAAUGCUUACCCUUCUAUAAUGACCGGCCCUGGAGGAGAUCAACUGCUGACAGUCCUAACGAGUGUCUUCCCUGUAAUUGUAAUGGACGCUCCCAGGAGUGCUACUUCGAUCCGGAACUGUACCGCUCUACAGGACAUGGUGGACAUUGCAUUGGCUGUAUUGACAAUACUGAUGGGCCAAACUGUGAGCGGUGCCGUGAGAAUUAUUAUCGUCAGAAUAGCAAUGAGCCCUGCCAUGCCUGUCAAUGCAACCCUGUUGGCUCUCUCAGUACUCAGUGUGACAACUUUGGACGCUGUAGCUGCAAACCUGGUGUGAUGGGGGAGAAAUGUGACAGAUGCCAGCCUGGCUUCCAUUCGCUUACUGAAGCUGGUUGCAGGCCCUGUGCAUGUAAUCCGGCAGGCAGCACAGACGAAUGCAAUGUAGAGACAGGCCGCUGCAGCUGUAAGGAUAACGUGGAAGGAUUCAACUGUGAGAGAUGUAAACCAGGAUUCUUCCACCUGGAUGAGGCUAACCCACGAGGCUGUACUCCAUGCUUCUGCUAUGGCCAUUCCUCGGUGUGUAGCAGUGCAGAAGGAUACCGUGUCAGCAGCAUUGUCUCCACAUUUGAGAGUGGCGUGGAGGCCUGGACGGCACAACAGAGGGAUGGAUCUGAAUAUUCACUAUCCUGGGUUUCUGAAAGCAGUGCAGUUUCUGUCAUUUCUGAGAGCUACUUUCCCAUUUAUUUCAUUGCACCAGCAAAAUUUUUAGGAAACCAAGGUGCAAGUUAUGGGCAGAACCUCACUUUUAGCUUCCGUGUGGAACGCCGGGAUACUCGACUUUCUGCAGAGGAUCUUGUGCUAGAAGGUGCCGGACUCAGGGUAUCUGUGCCUCUCAUUGCCCAGGGAAACUCCUAUCCCAGUGAAAGUACUCAACCCUAUGUGUUCAGGAUGCAUGAAGCCACUGACUAUCCAUGGAGACCAUCAGUUUCACCUUUUGAAUUUCAGAAGUUGUUGCAGAAUCUUACAGCAAUCAAGAUCAGAGGAACCUACAGUGAACGCAGUGCUGGAUUUCUAGAGGAGGUCAGCCUGGUAACUGCUGAGGCAGGUGUUGGUCCUUCUGCCUCAUGGGUGGAGAUGUGCAGCUGUCCCAUUGGCUAUAUUGGGCAGUUCUGUGAGAGGUGUGCUUCUGGCUACCGAAGAGAGAACCCAAGCCUGGGACCUUACAGUCCUUGUGUGCUGUGUACAUGUAAUGGCCACAGUGACACAUGUGACCCUGAGUCUGGUGUCUGUGACUGCCAACAUAACACCGCAGGUACUCACUGUGAGAGAUGCAGUGAAGGUUAUUAUGGAGACAGCACAACUGGUAGCGCAUCCGACUGCCAACCCUGUCCAUGCCCAGGAGGGUCAAGCUGUGCUGUUGUACCAAGGACAAAGGAGGUCGUUUGUACUAACUGCCCCCUGGGGACUACAGGAAAGCGUUGUGAGCUGUGUGAUGAUGGCUACUUUGGAGACCCACUUGGUGCAGAUGGAGCCCCCCGACCAUGUCGUAUUUGUGAGUGCAGCAACAACAUCGACCCCAAUGCUGUUGGUAACUGUGAUCGUCUGACUGGAGAGUGUCUGAAAUGUAUCUACAACACGGGUGGAUUUUACUGUGACCGAUGCCAAGAUGGCUUUUAUGGGAACCCUCUGGCCCAAAACCCUGACAUUAAAUGCAGAGCUUGCAGUUGUAACCAGUAUGGAACUGUCAAGGGACAAAGUGGCUGCAACCAGGUGACUGGACAGUGUGAGUGCCUGCCUCAUGUCACAGAACGGGAUUGUUCAGCUUGUGAGCCAGGAUUCUACAACCUGCUGAGUGGCGGUGGCUGUGAAAGAUGUGAUUGCCAUCCCCUAGGCUCCACCAAUGGUCAGUGUGAUGUUCAUACAGGACAGUGUGAGUGCCAUCCUGGCAUUAGUGGCCAACAAUGCCAGCAGUGUGAGCCAAACCACUUUGGAUUCGGCCCAGAAGGCUGCAAACCCUGUGACUGUGAUCCUGAAGGCUCCAGUUCUCUUCAAUGUAAAGAGGAUGGCCACUGUGAGUGCAACAGUGGAUUUGUCGGCAUCCGCUGUGAUCAGUGUGAGGAAAAUUACUUCUAUAACAGAUCUGGUCCAGGGUGCCAGGAGUGUCCCGCUUGCUAUCGGUUGGUUAAAGAUAAGGUGAAUGAGCAACGGGCAAAGUUGCAGGAACUAGAGGAUCUCCUGAAGAACUUGGGUACAGGAGAGGAAACCAUUACCGACCAGGCUUUUGAGGAGAGGCUCAGAGAGGCUGAAAAAGCUGUGACUGACCUUCUCCUGGAUGCCCAGAGCAGUAAAGAUGUAGAUCAGGGCAUGCUGGAUAGACUUGCAGAGAUAAACACUACUUUGAGCUUCCAGUUAGAACGUCUGCAGAACAUAAGAGAUAUGAUCCGUGACACAGACAAGCAGGCACAGGAAGCCAGAGAUCGAGUAGAGGGCACAGAACUAAUCAUUGAAUCUGCAAGAGCACAACUAGAAAGAGCCAAGGUGGCCAUUGCCAAUGUGUCAAUUACCCCACCAGAGACAACUGGAGAUCCAAACAAUAUGACACUGCUUGCAGAAGAAGCAAGGAAGCUAGCUGAAAGGCAUAUGCAGGAAGCUCGGGAGAUUGAGAAGGCUGCUAAGGAGGCCAAUGACACUGCAAAUGAAGCACUUCGCUUGUUACAAAAAACUCUUGCUGCAGAGAAUCAGACAGCCUUAGAUAUUGAAGAACUAAAUCGCAAGUAUGCACAGGCUAAAGACAUAGCCCGGGAGCUGGAAAAGCAGGCUAGUAAGGUGCAUGCAGAGGCUGAGGAGGCUGGCAACAGAGCGCUGCAGAUUUAUGCCAAUUUGACAUCACUUCCCCAAAUCGAUACCACUGCUUUACAGAAUGAAGCAGACAAGAUCCAGAAAGAGGCAGAAGAGCUGGAUUCUUUGAUUGACAGAAAGAUGCGAGACUAUGAGGAUCUGCGAGAGGACAUGAGGGGUAGAGAAAUGGAAGUCAAAAAUCUGUUAGAUAAAGGAAAGACUGAGCAGCAGACCGCCGACCAGCUACUUGCCCGAGCUGAUGCAGCAAAAGCACAAGCAGAGGAGGCUGCAAAGAAGGGACGUGAAACACUGCAAGAAGCUAAUGAUAUACUUAACAAGCUGAGAGAUUUUGACAAGCGAGUGAAUGACAAUAAGACCGCAGCAGAAGCUGCUUUACGCAAGAUACCGAUGAUCACCCAGACCAUUGCAGAGGCUAAUAACAAGACACGACAGGCAGAGAGUGCACUGGGCAAUGCUAAUGCUGAUGCACGGGGGGCAAAGAGCAAGGCAGAGGAGGCAGAAGCACUAGCCAAUACUGUCCAAAAGAAAGCAGCCACUGCCAGGGCUGAGGCUGAUAACACCUUCAAGGAAGUGACUGAUUUGGAUGGGGAGCUCCAAGAUAUGCUGAAACAGCUACAAGAAGCAGAGACUCAGCUGAAGAAGAAGCAGGCUGAAGCAGAAAAUGAUGAGAAAAUGGCUGAAAUGGCCUCUAAUGCAACGCAGGAAGCUGAAUCAAAUGCCAACAGGGCCAAAAAGUCUGUUAAUGGGGUUCUUGUGAUGAUCGAUGAGUUGCUCUCCCGACUCGGGCAGCUAGAGUCUGUGGAUGUUGGACAACUCACUGAACUGGAGAGGACGCUGGACGAUGCAAAGAACCAACUAAGUGACAGUGAUUUGGACAGAAAACUAGCAGAACUUCAGGAGUCUUCCAACCUACAGAAAGCUGCACUAGAAUCAUAUGAUCAAGACAUUAAGCAGAUCCUUCAAGAUAUAGAUAAUCUUGAGGAUAUUAGAAAGACCUUGCCUGCUGGCUGCUUUAACACCCCUAUUAUCGAAAAGCCUUAAAGCCAACCCACUUGGGAAAUUAGGUUGGAGGAUUUUUCUUUCCUCAGCAGCCUCCACAUUUGGCUGUGAAGUGCCUUAUUACUCACCCAACCCAGACUUCUUGCCCUGUACACUGUUCACUCCCUGCCCUCUGUAUGUUGAACUGAAUGAAAAGUUUCAACAUCUGAAAAUUGUUCUCUUUAACAUCAAACACCCAUUUUAUCCUGUGUGCCAUGAGGCACAUUUCUGAAAUUGCUUUGGUUCCUCCUCUGGAGAUAUAAAUUAGAAUUUGUAUGUGGCUGAGGGAAACAGCAGCCUGCAGAUCUCAACACUCCGCAGUGCAUAACAAGUCCUCUGUGCUAGGAGACCAAACUCCCACGUGCCAUGGAAGGAACAGUGAGUGUAAGCAAGUCUUAAACCUGAGAUUAAUUGCUUCAGUUCUGGUGGCAUUUUAUUGGCCUGUAGCUCUAGCACUAAUGGGAAUAAUGGAGACUUGCUUUGAUACCCUUUUCAAAAAAAAUAAAUAAAAAAACAUGUAGCAAACUCUCCAUUCUAAAAAUACAAUCCUUUUUCCCUUUCCCUGCACUAUCCAAUGCCUGGACUCCAACUCUGUAGUCUAGCCACACAGCCAGUAUAAUCCCCCAUAGAACAAAAAGCCACACUAAUGUAGAAACAGUCUAUUGUAGCUGCUGCACCCUUAGUGAACAGAUGCUGGAGCAACCCUUUCCCGAUCAUAUGUAACAGUGAAUUUAAAUGUAUUGGCAUCUCAGAACUGAUAAUGAAGAAAGGGACACAGCUACAUUCCCAUUCCAUGAUGAGCAGAUUAAAGGAGAGUGAAUGUACUCCUGUCUAAACUGUGUUCUUCAUAGCACAGCAUGGGGUUACACCUAGCCGUUCAUUUGAACAAGGUUUGGAAUGUCGGACUAUAAAGCAGAUGAGCAUUUAUUUCGUAGACUUCCUAAUUACAGUUUUGUUCCAUCUAUUUGCAGGCAAUCCAUAAACACCAUUCUGUUAUUUUUAUACUGCUUUAUAUAGAUCUUAGCUUUAAAGAACACAGGAGGUUACAUGACCUUCUAUUUCUUUUUAUAAUAAUAUUAAUCUGCCUUUUUCCCAUAAAUAAUACUAAUGUCCCCAUGCAGUGUGGUGUUACUUUAGUUGAGACAAUAAAUAUGCUGUAAAUAAUGUUAUGUACAGCAUUCUAUGUUCUCAGAAGGGAAGGGUAACACACGUGUAUCCGAAUGUGAAAUGUGCCCUUGUGCAUCGGGCGCCUUCAGAGCUUUAAGCCAAUCACUUCUUUGUCAGCUGCUGGGGUGGAUGACAUACCUUGCAUUUAUAGCAGUAUGAAACGUCCUACUCGUGUAUAAAAGCCAAUAUAUACAGAAGACAAGAGGUUGUAUAAAAUAAGCUAUACUUUCAGACUUCUUUUUUUUAUUAAAAAUCUGUUAAGCUUUAUGGUUCACGUAACAAAAACAAAUAUAUCCUAUUCUGCUGCCUGUCUGCUAUCUGAAGGGGUGACUAGGGUUGCCACCUUUUUAGAAAAACAAAAGCAGAAUGCGUCAUCGGUAUCUGGAGCCACUUCCAUAGAACUUUUAUCUGCUUAAUCUAGUGGUAGAAUGCAGAAUUCAUUAUUAAUAGAAGUAACUAAAUACUGUAGUAAAUAAAGAAUUAUCCCAUAAAACAAGUGACCGUGUUCCUUGAAGUGAACACUGCUUAUAGAAUGAAGGUAUACUUGCCCAUUUAAAUGGAGUGUAUGAUGAUACUGUUACUAGCAUCGGAGUGACAUACCCUAAGAACAUUUUUAAAAAUAAUGAUGGAGAUAUUGGUGAACAUUUCCCUGGUUUAUGCUUUUAAUGGCUGUAGGCUUAAAUUCCUUUCUGAAGAAUGAAUGGCGUGUGUCCCCUCUAGUUCUGAGACUCCAUACCUCUGUUACACUUGGUCUCACACAGCAGUCCCUCUUCCUAAGGACACACUUUUACGUCCCCUCCCUGGGGCACUCGGGAGGGCUGAGGGUGGAACCCUUUUAAUUACACUGGUGCUAUUAAUGAUUUUGAAAUUGCUUGAUUAAUGUGUGUUCUAUUUUUUUGUAUCCAGAUUAUAAUGUCUAUUUUGUUUCAGUUUAUCUCUGUUAAUAUAUUCUUAUAUAGUGGGGAGGGGGGAGGGAGAAAGGGGUUCUUUAUUGUAGCUGUCACUGCUUUCUAAGCUGUGCCCCAAUCAUGUCUCCCUCUACUCCCAUUCUCCAUUUUCUACCUUUUGUCUAUCUCCCCAGAACUUGAUGUAAAUCAGACCUCCAAAAUUAGACACUUGACAGUACAUUAGUGACUCACAGUUUCUGCUCAUCCGGACCCCAGAUUUGUGUUUCCUUUUUUAUGACACCUUUUUACCUCUGAUUGUAAAGUCCAUAUUAUAGUCCUUUUUUAUGUCAGAGAUGCUUCUGCUCCAACACAGAAGAAGCAGAUGAAGGAGGCGCUACCCCUGGCAAUCUUGCUUAGCAGCCGCUCAUACUGGACUUUUAUUGGGCAUGAGAUUAUGCAGGAGAGUUCAUCUGUGGUCAUUAUUUUUGUCCAGGGGGGAAGGGGGUUCAACAGAAACAAACCACCUUUUAUAUGUAUAAAACAGUAUUUCUUAUUUAUAAUAAAUUGAAUAUUUGUAA
Messenger RNA from Xenopus laevis (African clawed frog), 7882 nucleotides. RefSeq names its product laminin subunit gamma 1 S homeolog (gene lamc1.S). Bases 466 to 5253 code for a protein of 1595 amino acids. The transcript is spliced from 28 exons. The record is from RefSeq and is a predicted model, not a curated record. Gene Ontology annotation, cellular component: basement membrane. Gene Ontology annotation, biological process: animal gross anatomical part developmental process; tissue development; animal organ morphogenesis. NCBI's taxonomy places the organism in Eukaryota, Metazoa, Chordata, Amphibia, Anura, Pipidae.